Messenger RNA from Mizuhopecten yessoensis (Yesso scallop), 2693 nucleotides. RefSeq names its product ras-related protein Rab-31-like. The transcript is spliced from 7 exons. The record is from RefSeq and is a predicted model, not a curated record. The coding region runs from base 178 to 831 and encodes 217 amino acids. Gene Ontology annotation, molecular function: GTP binding; GTPase activity. NCBI's taxonomy places the organism in Eukaryota, Metazoa, Mollusca, Bivalvia, Pectinida, Pectinidae.
UUUGUCAACAAAUAAUCACGUGACGUACAAGAUGGUGGUCGUACUUUCUGUUCCCGACCUUUCAGACAGGAAACAUUGAUACAAUCUCCACUGUUUCCAGGAUCUGCUGUCGAUCGAUUGACUGUUGUUUGUAGAUCGUAUUUAAUUUUAUCUUAAGAGAAGCCGUCAGUGGUGACGAUGAAAUCGAUAGAGGCCAAAGUCGUCGUUCUCGGAUCGCAGGGUGUGGGUAAGACCAGCGUGGUGAUUCGCUAUGUCGGAGGAAUGUUCAGUAAGGCCGUCAGUCCAACCAUAGGGGCCUCCUUCUUUACCUAUAAAAUGACACUAAACAACUACAGAAUAAAACUCCAGGUUUGGGAUACAGCAGGACAGGAGAGAUUCAGGUCUAUGGCUCCCAUGUAUUACAGAAAGGCAAACGCUGCCAUGUUGAUCUACGACCUCACUUCAGCGGACAGCUUCUAUGAUAUCAAGGACUGGGUCGGCGAACUGAAGAAAAAUGUUGACACGCCUAUAGUAAUGUGUCUGGUUGGUAACAAGUGUGAUAUGUCAGAUUGCCGUGAGGUCACGUCCAUUGAUGCAGAGGAAUACGCCUCAACCAUCGGCGCCCUCAACCACGAAACAUCUGCCCUCAAAAACACAGGUAUAGACGAGGCAUUCCUACAGGUAGCCCAGCAGCUGAUCAAACUUUACGAGACGUCACCUAAUUCUGGACUCCAUACAGUGGACACAGCUGACCAUUCGUCCCCAGCGCCGGCUCCCACGGACACGGGUGAUACAUUCCGCCUCGCCUCCCAGGCCACGCCCCCUAGUGACAGCUCCCAGUGUUCCUGCUGAUAACGACUGUGAUAGGACGUUAAUUAUUCAUUGUGUUGGACUAAAGUGGCAUUGUAAGAAUUCCAUGAAAUACAUUUCCAUUUAUAUUGACAGACAGCAAACCUUGAUUCCGACUCCUUACCUUAUAAGGACCUGUCGGUCACUGGUAAAUAAGUUGUCUGAUAACUCAUAAGCUGGUAUGGUGGUGUAUACAUUCAAACUCCUAGGUAAAAAUUCACAAAGCAGUGGUUUAUAAUAAACAUUUUUAGGAUACAGUUAGAUUAAGCAAAGUUAAUCAAUAUUGAACAUCUGGGCUGGGAAUUGAGAUCAGAGGGGUCACCAUCGUUCAGGGAAGGUAACUGUAUACCAGAUUUAUAUAAUAAAAAAAUUGUACAUAAAAAUUAAUAGAGAAUUCAAAUAGGAAUUUUACUUCAUACGGUUGCCAUUCUAAAUGAUCCAAAUAAGUCAAUGUCAUUUGGUUGUCACACAGGUUAUAUGAUGUCAUUGAAGGUCACAAGGUCAUCUGAGGUCAUUGACUAUCAAACAGGUAUUUCAGGUCAUUGAAGGUCACAUGAGGUCAGGUCACAUGAGGUCAGGUCACCUGAGGUCACGGCUUGUCACACAGAUUUUCUAAGUUAAUGUUAGAUUGUACAUGGUGACUCCAGUUUUCAUGGGUGACUGAACACAGUGACCCUUGUGUCAUGGUUGACUGUACAUAGUGACCCUUGUGUCAUGGUUGACUUACAUGGUGACCUCGUUUCAUGGUUGACUGUACACAGUGACCCUUGUGUCAUGGUUGACUGUACAUAGUGACCCUUGUGUCAUGGUUGACUUACAUGGUGACCUCGUUUCAUGGUUGACUGUACACAGUGACCCUUGUGUCAUGGUUGACUAGACAUGGUGACCUCGUUUCAUGGUUGACUGUACAUGGUGACCCUUGUGUCUUGGUUGACUAAACAUGGUUACACUUGUGUAAUGGUUGACUCGUCAUGGUGGCCUCUGUUUAGAUUAUAUAUGGCUUUAGUGCUUUUUUCCUCCUGACAUCUUGUUUAUAUAAAGCUUGCAUCAAGUUGUAAAAUAAGAGGUUUAUUUAAGUUGCUCAAUGUAAUAUUUAUUGUAUGUACAGUGCCAUACAUAAACAUUAGAGGCAGUGCACUGUUAAAUGUAUUAUGUUGAUAUUAAACUCCUUUAAAUUAAAUCUAUGAGAUAUUCAUACUCAUAUAUACUGUUCUUACAAUAUUUAGCGCCCAAAGAGUGUAAAAAAUAGAAAACGGGGGAUGUUAAACGAUUUGUUAAAAACUGCAUUUCUAAAAUGUUUGUGAUGGUUUUCAUAGCCCUUGCAUUAAGUUAGGAAAUUUUGACACUGUGGAUGAGGACUUUUAAAUGAUUUCAAGAAGAGAUUAAGGCAGGCAGCACCUAUAGGAUGUAGGAAACUUAAAAUGGCAAAUACAGUAUCAAUGAAACACCUUUUUUUAUAAACUUGACAGAGACUAUCGAUAUAAACCAUCUGAAAAUUUAGCCUUUUUUGUUCUUUCCUUUGUUAUGUUUUUAUCGACAGGUUUGCAUGAUACAGAUUAAGGGACCAUAGGACAUCGCAAAAUAUAUAGAAACUUUGAGGCGAUUGUCUAUUUUCAAUGACAAUGUACAAAAUGGUCGAACUAAGAGCUGUGGUUAUCGCAGCUACCUAUAUUCUCGAAGCUUUAAUUCAUUGUGUAGCAGUAAAACCUGAUACCCAGAUAACAAUAGGUACACUAGGUAAAAGAAAAUCUGGGGAGACACUGGUUCUGUUAUCAAAUAUCUGUCUCACAUUAUGAAAAGUUCUUUUUAAACAACCAAUACAUUUUCAUUUUUUUUAUGACGUUUCGAUGACUAGUACGAUAUGU